Molecule: messenger RNA, 436 nt
Organism: Oppiella nova
Lineage: Eukaryota; Metazoa; Arthropoda; Arachnida; Sarcoptiformes; Oppiidae
Source: the annotation of a GenBank genome assembly
CCUGAUCAGCAAAUAUGAGUGGCAUAAGGACGGCCUCUGGUAUAUCACAACUGCUCUCAGACAGCAGAAGCAGUUUAUGGCGACCGCGUCGGCCGACGGAACGGCGUGUGUCUGUGAUGUGACUAAAAUGGAUGCAAAUAUAUCACCCUUUCUGUCAUAUGUCGGUCAUUCGGGAUGUUCUGUGAAUUGUAUUAAAUUUCAUCCCAAUUAUGAUCUUAUAAUGACUGCCGGCGGCGAUGGGUCUACACAUAUAUGGAGACCUAAUUUGGAACAUUAUUUGCAACGAAAUUCCGAAACCGACGACUCGUCCCAAGAGAUGCCCGAAGAGAGUCCGACGCAAGUAAUCAAAAACAAUUUGUGUGAACUGACGGGCCAUCAAAGUGUGGUCAUAUCGUGCGACUGGAUCUCCGGUGUUGACCAAUGCGUGACCGCGUCG